Messenger RNA from Rotaria socialis, 3120 nucleotides. Lineage: Eukaryota; Metazoa; Rotifera; Eurotatoria; Philodinida; Philodinidae. The record is from the annotation of a GenBank genome assembly.
AUGGCAACCAGUCGUCCUUCGACGUCUACAACGAAUUCUUCAGCCGUAAUGGUUCAUAAAUUAGCUGAAUUACUUCGUACAAAUGGACAUCGAGUUUUACAUGGAGACAGUAAAGCGUGUUUUACAUCAGAUUCGCUUACAUUAUUAAAUACUUAUUUUCAAGCAGCUAAACUUAGUAUAGCAUUACCACUAGUCAAUGGUCAUGCAAGAACUAGUUCAAUACCAUUAAUGAUACCAUUACCGUCUACUCAACAUUUAAGAAUUACGACUAAACUUCGAGAGGAUUUAGUAUUUUUACAUGACUUUUUACAGAAAAUACAAACUGCUAAAAUAAUUCACAAUGGGCUAACUCUUCGAGGAAAUGUUCUUCUCUAUCCAUUCCAACACGUAACGUGUCUUGAAUUGAAAAAGAUUCCACUACAUAUGGUACUUGGUUUAUCUCAACUUCGUAGUCAACUUGAAACAUUAAUCUGUUCUCAAUCAGUGACAAAAAUUGAAGACUUAAUAGGUGAUUGUGGUGGAGAUUCGAUAGAAUUAGCACAACGUCAAGCAUGGCCACGGCUUAAAUCACUUUUUCUUUCUCAUAAUUCUAUUGAAUCUAUUGAUCAAUCAUUAAAACAUUUAGUUGCACUUGAAGCACUUGAUUUAAGUCAUAAUCGAUUACAAGAUUGUUCACAAAUAUUAGAUAUUAUACCUCAAAUAAGACAUUUAAAUCUUUCAUCAAAUCAUUUACGUAUUAUACCAAUAUGGCCAGAAGUCAAAGGUCCAUGUCGAUUAUUAACUCUGAAAAUGCGCCAAAAUUGUAUUGAAGAUAUAUCUGGUAUUGAAUUAAUGAAAUCAGUUGAAGAAUUAGAUUUAAGUGAUAAUUUUAUUACUCGUAUACCGGAUCAAAUUCGACAAAUGCCAGCAAUAAAACGACUUUAUUUUGCGCGUAAUCCAUUUACUUAUGCUUCGGACUAUCGACAAAAUAUUAUAAACAAUUUACCAUUCGUCUUUUCACAAGAAGCUCGAGAGCUAACAAUUGAUAACGAACAACUUACAUCAAAAGAGAAAAAAAGAAUUCCGCAAAGACGUAAUCUUCCAGCACCUCUUGUUCCCAGUUUCAGAAUUAGUUCAACAACAACAGCAUCAUCAUCAUCAGGACAGCAUACAACAACCAGUGAAUCAACAGAACCAGAAUCAGGUGUUACAAAUUCAUCUGGCACAGUCGUUUCUCGGCGUCGAUCUCGUCGAAAACUUCGAGAUGCACGUCUACGAUCAUUUGAUGCUGAUGAAACACCAACAGAACAUGCAACAUCUGGUUCGGAUAACGAAUCAAUUGUAAACAGACGUCGUCUAGGAAAACUAGAUGAAUCUCGUCAUGAAGGUGAUCCUAAUUCUAUUACACCACAAACACCACUAGCCACUGGAUACACAUAUCCGCCGGCCAUACCUGAACACGAGGAUAGUCUAGCAAAAUCAAUGUCGACUCCAAGUAGUAUUCCACGUAAAUUAGUUCAUGAUAUAUCACAAUCUCCACGACGAAAGAAAAGUCCUCGUUCUCGUAAAUCAGAUCAUCCAUCAAAAAUAAUCUUGGAAGUUGUUGAUGUUUUAAAUGUAGUAUCGGAUGCUACACCAAUACCUGAUUCUCCAACUUCAGAACGAGAAAUUUCAUUUAAUGCUAAACAUGCAACGUCAAUACCAAAAAUUGAAACACAAUUAACUAACAACGAAUACAAUAAUACUGGCGAUUGUAUACGAACAAUAUUUUUUGUUACUGAUCAAACUUCAAAUGAUAAAAAUAAUCGUUCAUUGACAAUUGAAAUUGAUCGCAUGCAUCUAAUUGAAAAAGAUAAUAAUGAUGAAGAAUAUUUAGAAAAAUUAAAAUAUUCAACAAUUACACUUUUAACUGAUAAUGAAAAUAAUAAAAAAACUGUUGAAUUUACAUUUGAAAAGCGAAGAGGUGAAGUUGAGCAAAGAAUUUAUUUAUUCGAUACAAUACACGAUCAAAAGGCAUUUGUUGAAGAAAUCGAACGUCAUCUUGAAUCCUCUGAUCCAAUUGACGUUAGAACGAUUUCGCCUACGCUUAUUGAGUGUACUAAAUGUGGACAACGUUUUUCUGGAUUAAGUACCAUGAACAGUAUUGACAAAGCAGCAUCUUCUAUUUGUGGAAAUUGUCAAAAUAUUACACCAACAGCUUCACUUGAACAAGACGAUGAAUUGCAAGCAAAAACUACUAUUGAUACAUUAUCUGAAGAAGUCGAACUUGACCAUCGUUUACAUUUUCAUUUGGCUACACAACAUUUUACACAUGAUAACGAACGCAUAAUAUUACAUUUUAAAUGUUUUGUUGUUCGUUCAACAACAAGUAAAUAUUUUAUUGCUCAAACUAUUCUAACAGAUUAUGGCAUUUAUAUAUUUCAACAUGAACCAAUAAAUAAUGAUGUAGAAUCAGAAUAUGUUCUGGUUGGCAAAGAUCUUUUAACAAAUGUACUGAUGCUCGACAUUGGUUAUCGUCUACAAACAUUUACAAUUGAAUUACAAUCAGCUGCAUUCGCUUUUCUUCUUGCUGAUCAACAACAAACACAAAAAAUCGUUAAUAAUAUUCUUGAAGUGCUUUCACCGAUUGUUCAAAGUGGUGAAGGAGCAUUACAAAAAAUUAGUCGUAUUAGUUCAGAUGAAUAUCGGCAACGUUUAUUUGACAUCAUAAAAACUGAAUGCAAUAUUAAUGAACCAACUGAUGAUAUCAUUGAUUUUUAUUCAAUUGUUAUCAGAAUGGAUCAAACUGGCAAUAAUCAAAUGAUUGCAUUAUUACUUCUACAAAAUUGGAUUUUAAUGAUUGAAGAUGCUUAUGCAACAAUUGAUGCACGUCAUGUUCGUUUACCUGCGCUGCCAACAUCAGACUCCGGUUCAACUCAACAAUUAAAAUGUGAUCUUAUGCAUUUAGUGAAUGUGACAAGUUAUUUAAAUCAUUCGAAACUACUCGUCUUGGAUUUUGUUGACGAAUCGGAAACGAGACAAUUCCGAUGGAAACUAGAAAGUUUAACAAACAAAAGUAGAAAUGAAUUUCUAACAAAAAUUCGAGAUACUUAUCAGAAAUUCAUGGGUAUUUCUAUGCCUGAAGCAUUGGAAAUGGUAUAA